Messenger RNA from Anas platyrhynchos (mallard), 2318 nucleotides. It is a transcript of the gene TIA1, whose product is annotated as TIA1 cytotoxic granule associated RNA binding protein. Gene Ontology annotation, molecular function: RNA binding. The record is from RefSeq and is a predicted model, not a curated record. NCBI's taxonomy places the organism in Eukaryota, Metazoa, Chordata, Aves, Anseriformes, Anatidae.
CCGCCUCCCCUCGGCCGGCCGGGCCCCCUUCGGCCGCCCGCCGCCAUCUUGUGAGGACCCCCGGGCUUCCUGGGCGCGGCGGGGCCGGCGGCGCUCGGGGCUGCCGUGAGGCGCUGAGGGGGCCGGCUGCGGGCCUGAAGAGCCGGGGCUGGCCGGCGGAGGAGGAGGAGGAGCCGGCAUGGAGGAUGAAAUGCCCAAAACCCUAUAUGUGGGGAACCUGUCAAGAGAUGUGACCGAAGCUCUCAUCCUCCAGCUGUUCAGCCAGAUUGGACCAUGCAAAAACUGCAAAAUGAUCAUGGAUACAGCUGGAAACGAUCCCUAUUGUUUUGUGGAGUUCUACGAGCAUCGCCACGCGGCUGCAGCGCUCGCUGCUAUGAAUGGCCGGAAGAUAAUGGGUAAGGAGGUGAAAGUGAACUGGGCAACAACCCCCAGCAGCCAGAAGAAAGAUACGAGCAGUAGUACCGUUGUCAACACACUGCGUUCACAAGACCAUUUCCAUGUCUUUGUUGGAGACCUCAGUCCAGAAAUCACAACUGAAGAUAUUAAAGCAGCUUUUGCGCCAUUUGGAAGAAUAUCGGAUGCGCGUGUGGUUAAGGACAUGGCAACGGGAAAAUCCAAAGGCUAUGGCUUCGUUUCCUUCUUCAAUAAAUGGGAUGCAGAGAAUGCUAUUCAGCAGAUGGGUGGCCAGUGGCUUGGUGGAAGGCAAAUCAGAACAAACUGGGCAACAAGGAAACCUCCGGCUCCAAAGAGUACCUACGAAUCAAACACCAAACAGCUGUCUUACGACGACGUGGUCAAUCAGUCCAGCCCGAGCAAUUGCACUGUGUACUGCGGGGGUGUGACUUCGGGACUGACAGAACAGCUAAUGCGCCAGACCUUCUCUCCGUUCGGGCAGAUAAUGGAAAUCCGAGUCUUCCCCGAUAAAGGAUACUCCUUCGUGCGGUUUAAUUCUCACGAGAGCGCUGCACACGCCAUCGUUUCUGUCAACGGAACAACUAUAGAAGGGCACGUGGUGAAGUGCUACUGGGGCAAGGAAACACCAGACAUGAUCAGUCCGGUCCAGCAGAAUCAAAUCGGCUACCCGCAGGCGUACGGGCAGUGGGGCCAGUGGUACGGCAACGCGCAGAUCGGUCAGUACAUGCCCAACGGCUGGCAGGUCCCGGCGUACGGGAUGUACGGGCAGGCGUGGAACCAGCAGGGCUUCAACCAGACGCAGUCUUCAGCAGCGUGGAUGGGGGCGAACUACGGAGUUCAGCCACCACAGGGGCAGAACGGGAGCGUGAUCACCAACCAAACUGGAUACCGCAUGGCAGGCUUCGAAACGCAGUGAGAAAAGGACUCUGAAGCCGAAGGCUGCUGGGCUCGAGGCUGCGAGGAGUGCUGCAAAGCCUUUUGUUUACCGCAAAGAAUUACCAGAUCAAGUCAGUGCAAGUGUCAGAUACAGUGUAUUUAUUUAAGAGAGAGAGAGAGAGAAAAAAAAAAGCGUUUUUAAUCAUGAAAUUGUCAUCCACAUUGUUUAAAAAAAAAAAAAAAAAGAGAAAAAAAUCACAAAAAACGAGAUGCUGGAUGUCUGCCAACUUUUGCCUUCUUUUCCUCCUUUCUAUAUGUGUUUCUUAAGAUCCACGUUUGAAACACAGCAAAUGCAGGGACUACUGCCACUUAAAAUUGGGGCAGGAAAUUGCACAAUUGUCAAACUUUUUUUCCUUGGAAGUAGCGUGCAGUUUUAGUUUGCAUUCCGAAUGGUUUAAAAGUGUAUUAUAAAAGCCGUUGUACAAAAAGAAAAGCCAAAAGCGUGUGAAUUCUGGGGACGGCUCCGUCUCCAGCCUUUGCACAAGUCUGUUUUAAAAGAGCCUCUUGUAUAAAGCGUCCAUCUCUCCGCUUUUGUUACACCGGGUUUUCCACUCUAAGUUAUUCGUUUACAUCGUUUUGUACCGAAGCGUUUUCUCAGAGUUGUCUUUUUGCCUUACGACCGUGACCGAAGCUCUCACCCCACGGGGGGACGCGCGACGCUCGCUGCUGAAUCGGCUCCCGACCCCUCCGAGGGACCGAACGUCGUGUGCGUUGUGUUCCCCGCGAGCAGGUGCCUACAGCAACCCCCGCCGGGCUCGCGCGAGAGGAUUUUUAAUCUUCUGGUGGAAAAAUCCCUUUUGCGAUGUGUACCGGGACACCGAAAACCCUGUUCCAACUCUUACUAAAAUGUGAUGAAUACCUACGAACCAGCUUGUUUUUUUUUUUUUUUUUUAUCUUAUCGAUUUCUACAUUUACAUGUACUGAUUAUGUAAAAUAUUUUAGCAAAUUAAUAUUUUGCACAAACGUUA